AGACCACGUUUCACCUACCUGCUGCUGAAUGAUUGAACGUUACUUAAAUGAUACACGGAUAUACAUUUUCGCCAUGCCUGUAAUUUAAUACAUUUAUUUACGUUUAUCCUCGUGUUUAUUCGGCGACUCUGGUAACAAAAAUACGAUUCAUUAAAGGGAACUCUUCCAGUUGAGUCUCGAGCGAGAUUAUUUAUUAUGAAGAGUGAUCGUGUUGUUGAAAAUUGUACGAGCUGUGAUUAAAAAAACGGUCUUGCAAAUAUGUGGGCAGAUACUAUUCUAAUUUUGUUUAUCAGUAUAUGCACAGCAUUACUAGGCGAAGGGUUGACAUGGUUGAUGGUGUACAGAACCGAAAAAUAUCAAAAAUUGAAGGCCGAGGUUGAGAAACAAAGCAAAAAGCUUGAAAAAAGAAAAGAGGCACAUGGUGAUUCUUUAGACAGACAACAAAAGAAAAAAAUCGAACGGGAGGAGGAGAGGUUGAAGAACAACAAUCGAGACCUUUCCCUUGUGAAGAUGAAAUCUAUGUUCGCGAUUGGAUUUGCAUUUACUGCGUUAUUAAGUAUGUUCAACAACAUAUUCGACGGACGAGUGGUCGCCAGAUUACCGUUCGUCCCAAUCAGCUGGAUACAAGGCUUGUCGCAUAGAAAUCUCCCAGGUGACGAUUACACGGAGUGCUCGUUCAUAUUUUUGUACAUAUUGUGUACAAUGAGUAUCAGACAGAACAUCCAGAAAAUGCUUGGCUUCGCGCCAUCCAGAACUGCGAGCAAACAGAGUGGCAGUAUCUUUGGACCUCCACCUCAGCAAUUUAAAUAAAUUUAAAUUUAAUAAAUUGUCACUGGUAUUUUUACAGAGAUCUCUUUUAUACAUCUUAUUGUGUGAUUCUGAGAAUUUAUUUGUAUCUAAUCUUUAUAAUCUUCAUAUGCUAC
This is a messenger RNA of Trachymyrmex cornetzi, 923 nucleotides long. Its product is annotated as calcium load-activated calcium channel. Gene Ontology annotation, cellular component: endoplasmic reticulum; cytoplasm; endoplasmic reticulum membrane. Gene Ontology annotation, biological process: endoplasmic reticulum calcium ion homeostasis. Lineage: Eukaryota; Metazoa; Arthropoda; Insecta; Hymenoptera; Formicidae. The transcript is spliced from 4 exons. Bases 259 to 810 code for a protein of 183 amino acids. The record is from RefSeq and is a predicted model, not a curated record. Gene Ontology annotation, molecular function: calcium channel activity.